GACAUUGGAAAUUCUUUCUUUUUUUCUCACAUGUUUAUGUAAUUUGUGUAGUUGAUCAAAAUAAAAGAAAUUUAAAUAAGAAAUAAAAAUGAAAAAGUGUUCAAUUCUAGGAUGCAUUUCGCAUCAAUUGAACAGAUAUGUGUCUUUGUUUUUCCUGGUUCGUAAAGGCGUAGUCAGAGAAGAAUGGAGACUUGCUAUUGAAUCUCUAAAUGGCCAGGUGAUAGAUUCAAGUCGACCGCUCCAGAAAUUUUUCAUCUGCGAUCUUCACUUUGAUAAAAAAUUUAUUAAAACGCUUGGGACUAACAAACGUCUCACAGAGGAUGCUGUUCCAACUCUUUUCCCUAACAUGCAUAACAUGAAGGAACAAAUAAAAGAAGAAGUUCAAGACGAUCAGGUAGAUAACUUUGACGAAGCUUGUUGCAGGAUGGAACAAAUGAUUGAACCACCAAUCGAUGAAGUUCAAUAUCAUCCAACUGAUGACUUGGCAGAAGCACCCAUCAAAAACGAACAAACUGGAAAUAACUUGAAAGGUACUUUUUAUAUCAGGAAACUCUUCAUUUGA
Eupeodes corollae is the source of this 562-nucleotide messenger RNA. RefSeq lists its product as uncharacterized. The transcript has 4 exons. NCBI's taxonomy places the organism in Eukaryota, Metazoa, Arthropoda, Insecta, Diptera, Syrphidae. Bases 89 to 562 code for a protein of 157 amino acids. The record is from RefSeq and is a predicted model, not a curated record.